CGCGGCGCGGGGCCGGAGGCGCUCGGACACUCGCGGCUCCGCUCGCCCGGCCCGCCCACGGCACCGGCACCGGCACCGGCACCGGGCCCGGAGAACCGCGAAGGCGGCCCCGGCAGCCAACCCCGCACAGCCCGCGGGGGAAACAGCCGACACGGCGAGCCCGUGUUCAUCGCAUGAAGGUGCUGAAGGACAACCUGCAAAGAGGAUGAAAUGCGAAGAAAGCAGUCUAAAAUCAGAGAUAGAGGGAGUCAUGUGUGAAAGUGAAAACCUUGCUGCACUGGGGGAAACACCCAAAACAUCUGAUGGGGAUGGAGGUGUAGAAGAUCCAGGAGACAGCAGUAUAAUCCAACAGGAAAAAGAUGAAAGCAUUCUAGAGACUGAUGAAGGGAAGCAGGAAAAGGAGCCUGGUGUUUCUCUGGAGCCACACACAGUGAAACCCAGUGAUGCUCCAUUAAAAAUGGGGGGGUAUCUGCACCACUAUCACGUGUUCAGUGAAGAGGAGAGCAGCUGUGGGAGCUUCGAUGGGGCCACCUCGGAGGACGCAGAUCGCCCGCGGAGGCCGAUGUUCCUGGAGCACAGCAGCGGCCUCUCAGAUGAGGACAGCAACCAGCCCAUGCCAGUGCACCGGUUCUUUGGAGAUGUUGAGCUGCAUCUCCCAGCAGUUGUGCUCCCGAGUGUGACGAGGAGCAGGCGAGAAGCCAGGAAGCUCCAUUUCAUUGCAAAGGAAGAUGAUGAGGAGGAGGAAGAAGAAGAAGAGGAUGUUGUCUAACAACAAACUGUAAACAAAUGAAACCAUUCUUUUCUUUGCAACCACAUGGCAAUGGCUGUGUCAGUAACAUGAGGUCCUUUUCUCAGGGAGAGAACUGGGAGAGUUUGUUUUGCUGGAAUUGGAAGAUACAGUAUUCCAGUGAUUAUGUGGGGCAAAUACUGAAUUUUCAGUGAUUUGGAAAUAAAGUAUAAUUUAGCACUUUACCACUGAUAUUUAGAAAAAAAAAAAACAGGGAAAAUAGAAGUUCAUAUUGUUUCUUUGUAAAUUUGAGCCUCUGUCUUGAAGUAUUUGAUUUCAUUCAAUUUUUUUUAUAAAAUGGUCAAGAAAAGGAUGCUAGGGCAAGGUUCUUUUUCAUUCUGUGAUGUCCCUGGCAUCCAGGUAAUAAAGGAGAAAACUGACUCCCUGGUACAAAGAAGGUCAAGGGUCUCCCUUGUGUGGGUUGUUUACACCUAACCCAGGACCAAUUAAACCUCUAAAAUGCAGUUCUACUGGCAAAAUGAAAUGCAGGAUGUCAGAGUGAGUUCAGUGUGCUCAUCUUUGGGAGUUCAGCACAUUUCCAUUGCACAUCAGCUCCCCAAACACCCACCCCAUGGUGCUGCCUCCUCCCUCCACCUGCUGCUCCAAGUUGUCCUUUAUUGAUCUUCAGCUUGUUUCCAGCAGGGAUUUUGGAAACAAAUGCUUUGGUGGUGAUACACAAGGAAUACCAUCCCUUGGAUUUGAUGGACAGAGGAAGAUUGCUAAGGCUGUGGGGCAGCCCCCUCUGCAUGUUUAAAAAAAAAGGAGCAACCUCAGCCACUUCUAGGAACUGUUAAUUCACCCAGUGUUUGUGGGAAUAUUUCUUUGAAAGUGUGAUUAUGCAAUAAGUUUCUAGAUAUUUAUUGUUAUAACUCCUUCUAUGUUUCUAAAAAUAGAGAGAAAAUGUUAUCAGCAGAUGGUUUA
Messenger RNA from Pseudopodoces humilis (Tibetan ground-tit), 1708 nucleotides. RefSeq names its product chromosome 24 C1orf174 homolog (gene C24H1orf174). The record is from RefSeq and is a predicted model, not a curated record. NCBI's taxonomy places the organism in Eukaryota, Metazoa, Chordata, Aves, Passeriformes, Paridae.